AUGGGCAACAGCUUGGGCUUCGGACAUGCUGCGUGCUUUGCCGUGGCAUUCGAUGGAGUACGCCGAGCGCACCGCAAAGGAUCCUCCGCGGAGACCUGCUCACUGUGCUCUCUGGUGGUGCCCGCGAAUUUGACGGAGGCGGUGUACACUGCCCUCGCAGAGGCGGAUUGCAUCCCUCGACGGUGGCAUCCGGAAGGCCGAGAUGGCAUCUCGAUUCAGGAGAUGUCGGAGAAGCGGCGAUUGGUGCCCCUCCUGGCAGGGGCGCACAACAGGCUGCCUUCGCUUGUUUCCGCGUUGCUGUCGGAGGGCCGGGCCCAGUUGCUUUGGCAGCCUUCGCAGCCCCCGCCAAAACCCUCGAAAUCACGGAGCUCCCCCACGCCUGCACCCCGGACUGUGCCGCGGGGCGUGCAAAAUGUGGAAUGCCUGAGCCCCAAGGCGAGCAGCUUCACCUUUGCGGAGCUCUUUGCGGGAAUCGGAGGGUUUCGACUCGGCUUAGAGAGCGUCGGUGGGCGUUGCGUCUUUGCCUCCGAAAUCGAGCCCUUCACGCGGGAGCUGUACACCCUCAACUUCGGACACACGCCCGAAGUUGUUGGAGACAUACGGAUGAUCCAGGACUCGGAGAUCCCUUCGCAUGACAUGCUGGUGGGAGGCUUCCCCUGCCAGCCCUUCUCCGCGCUGGGUGCGCAGCCCGGGCUUGGGGACCCGGGCGGAGAUGGCUGGCUCUUCCGGCAGGUCGUGCGGGUGCUCCAGGUGUCCAAGAGCCCACUCUUCUUGCUUGAGAACGUCCCAGGGCUGGCUCAGUGCGACGACGGCCGCGCGCUACAAACAAUCAAGAGAGAACUGUCAGAGGCAGGUGGCGGCUACGAUGUCUUCCUCAAGACCGUCAACGCGAGACACAUGACUGCUCAAUCCCGGAAGCGGAUCUUUUUCCUCGGCUUCCGCAGGGACGUGAGCGACGUGGCGAGGAAGAAGAAGGGCUCAGAGGGCUCCGAGGGCUUCGAGAUGUUGGCCCUGGUGGACCUGCAGCUCCGGGCGCAGGAGAUCUUUGAGACCGAGGAGGACCUGGAAGCCAAGGGCCUCUUGGAGCACCUGACGAUCUCCAAAGAGCAGUUUCGAAAGCUGCAGGAUUGCAAGAAGUGGUCCAGGCGGGGUGGCAUGACUGAUACCCUUGCUUGGGGAGACAAGGUCUGUUCCACAUUGGUCGCGCACUACGGAACAAGCAUCUCCAGAGGCACCUCCCAGCUGGUCCCGCGGCCAGCGCCGCACCUGCCUCGCCGCUUCAGCCCCCGCGAGUGCGCCCGGCUCAUGGGCUUUCCCGAGUGGUUCGAGCUUUCGCAGCUUGCGGAGGGGGAGAGUCCGGCGUGGCUUCGGGCGCAUUACAAGAUGUUCGGCAAUAGCGUGUGCCCGCCCAUUGUAGCAGCCUUGGCCGGCGACAUGCUGGACCAUGCGCAGCUCCCCUGGUGUUCUGAUCCUGCAUGGGGCCGGCUUGGCCGCUCUGCUGCCCUCCGCCUGGCGCUGCACUCACUGCCGGCCACCUCUCGCCAGAAGCUCCUGCAAGUCCUCCAUGCCUCCUGGGCCGACAGCUCAAAAUAG
This is a messenger RNA of Symbiodinium natans, 1593 nucleotides long. Lineage: Eukaryota; Dinophyceae; Suessiales; Symbiodiniaceae. The record is from the annotation of a GenBank genome assembly.